Lentinula edodes (shiitake mushroom) is the source of this 951-nucleotide messenger RNA. RefSeq lists its product as uncharacterized. Bases 1 to 951 code for a protein of 316 amino acids. NCBI's taxonomy places the organism in Eukaryota, Fungi, Basidiomycota, Agaricomycetes, Agaricales, Omphalotaceae. The transcript is spliced from 6 exons. The record is from RefSeq and is a predicted model, not a curated record.
AUGAUGCUCUGGUGUUUUCAGCUCUUAUCUCUCUAUUUUUUACUUGGAAAUGCCCUUACCAUAUCACUCCCUAAUAUCGUUGUACUCGAAACUCUCACAACAAUCAACUUCGUGACAGGAACUAGUGAUCCCAGCCAGUGGAUAUUGCGGAAUGUAUAUGCGAAUGGGACUACACAGAUCGGAGGGACGUUGUCGGGGACUGGUUCGACAUCGUUUACAUUCGUGGUAGCAGGACCGCAUUUCCUUCAAGCCUUGGCUUUGACGAACGGUGUCGCCGCGUCUGCUCCGUUCUACACCGGAAAUCUCUUCACGCCUUUCAAUGCUUCAGCUCCAUCGAGCACCACAUCACCAAUAGCAACAGAGACUCAGACCGUAGUCUCCAGCUCUUGUCCGUCCUCAGCAAGCGCAGAAGGCGGAACGACAGAAACUAACAACACUGGGACUAUUGUCGGAUCAGUCAUAGCCGGGCUUGGUUUCCUUACUGCUCUAGUUUUCUUCUUGCUUUGGUUGAAUUUGCGAAGAGAAUACAAGCGGUUGAACUACGUCACUCCUUCAGUGCACCAAAUACAAAACGCUCCUUCGACGAUACCCCUGAUGGCAUCUUCAGCCACAUCAUUCACUCAAAACGCGCAUUAUCAUUCAUCAUCUCUUCCCCGUUCGAGCUUGGCUGAUUCAGCUCCUCCCAUGGAUACUUUGGCGUCACCCCUGCCACCCCUGUCGCCGCAACGCCGCGAAACCAAAAUGGUGAUUGUUAACCAGGACGUAUCGACGCCGACACACACCCAUAAUUCUAGCUUGGAUAUGUCGGAGACUUCCAACUCGUCACCGCGACGAAGAGGCCGUGAUGGACAAAGCAGGGGAGCUCUAAGGAGAGAAGUUUCUCUGUUGAGGAGGGAGUUGGAAGAGAUCAGGCAGGCUCAUUCGUAUGGUGUACCCCCUCCUACCUAUUGA